This is a messenger RNA of Trichoderma harzianum CBS 226.95, 1625 nucleotides long. RefSeq lists its product as hypothetical. The transcript has 7 exons. NCBI's taxonomy places the organism in Eukaryota, Fungi, Ascomycota, Sordariomycetes, Hypocreales, Hypocreaceae. The record is from RefSeq and is a predicted model, not a curated record. The coding region runs from base 311 to 1426 and encodes 371 amino acids.
GGUAAUACUACCUACUCUUUGCUAGUGAUUGCAGACAUGGCUGCUUCCAGCCAGCCUAACGCAGGGGACCAUGAAAGGGGCUAGUAUUGCUCGGUCUCUCCCCAGUUAUGGCAACGUCGCAGCCCGAAUCCUUCUUGACGAUUGCCGCUCAACAGCCGGGGUGUAGAAGACAAAUCUUGAAAUUCUGGACCUAUUAAGCCAACACGGUCCCGCCGCCCGUGUAUUCCAGCCCGUUGUUAAGUGAUGUGCAUUUUGCGAUCGACGAACCCCAUCGAAUCGAAUUAAUUACUGGAGCUCUGCCUCGCAUGCCAUGAUCGAUUUCGGCAUCGACGCGCCGUACGGCAAGCGCGAUGCCAUUGAUGAUGGGGAUCCGAAUCCUCGCGGCGAGAGUCUCGCGCACUUGUCCAUCAUCUUCGUCUCUCUGGCGGGCUUCUUCGUCAUAUUGCGGAUGAUAGCGAGAUACUUUCACACCAAGGCCUGGGGAGCUGACGAUGUCUUGAUUGUGGCGGCACUGGCUCUUGCUUGUUGCAUGACGGCUGCUUACAAUGGAGAGGCUGGAAAUGGAUUUGGACUUCACAGCGACCAGAUCGAUGCGCACCACAAGAUACUGGCCUUCAAGUGGUUCUUUGCCGCCCAGAUCCUAUACAAGGUUACGACAUGCCUCACCAAAAUGUCCCUGGGCAUGCUGUAUCUGCGAAUCUUCCCGGACCGCAAGUUCCGCAUGGCCGUCGUCAGCGUCAUGGCGGUGACUGCGGCUUACACGCUGGCCGCAGUGCUUAUGACGGUCUUUGCCUGCAAUCCUAUCGAAAAGUCUUGGAACAAGCCCUUGCCCGGCAAGUGUGUCAACUCCAUCAGCAUCUGGUAUUCGACGUCUGUGUUGAACAUUGUGACGGACAUGUUAAUCAUCGGGUUGCCGAUCAACGAGAUUCGACGACUCCAACUGCCGUUGGUGAAGAAGUUGCUGCUUUGCGCUCUCUUUAGUCUGGGUAUCUUUGUCAUUGCCUGUACCGUUAUACGAAUGAUUACUGUGUCGCCGCAGACGACCGCUUCAGAUCAGACUUAUUAUCAAGCUGUAUCUAACAGCUGGACGUUUGUCGAGACUAAUGUCGGAAUCAUUUGUGCUUGUCUACCGAUCGUAUGGGUGCCUCUCACAAGGCAGUUGCUUCGAUGGCUAGGACUCGGCGGAGAGGACACAACUGUCACGAGCAAGUCUGCCUACGCCCUCGGAUCGCACAACCAUGUCAGCAGUGCACGAGCACGCACCAGCCGUCGCGAUGCGGAGGGGGAUAGCGUGGAAGAGCUCAUGUUUGACGGCAUCAAGAUGACGAGGAGGUUCAGCGCUCAUGUAACCGAAGAAGAUCGGGGUCAGAAAGACGCCUCCCCUGACGACCGCCCGUGGGAGAAGAUUCCAAAGCCGCCGAAAUAACUCGACUAUAUGUGGUGUGUUAAAAUUUGGGUUGAGUCCACCGAACGAUUACCCCGAGAUUUCUUUCAAUGGAGUGGCCAUGUCGUGGCUAUACGACAGCAUGCGUCUCGCAGGAAACAACCGGACAACUUACGGACUGGUCUUUUCACUCCUCUCGUUCAUUGUUUGCUUGGGAGCUUGCAUACAUAAUCUAAUAAGC